AUGAGCGACAACAAAGCUUUCCCGGUGCCGACUCUGGAAGAGUCUAAAGAACAUCACAUAUCAGACUCACCGCAUCAUCAUGCGGCUCCACAUGAUUAUCUCUCUGUCGUCGAGAACGGUCUGAUCACGGACGUUACAAUUCCAAACAAUAGGUUCCAGCGAUGGGCCCUGCGGCUCGAAACUCUGGCUAGAAUGGAGGCAAGGGGCAUUGAACGCGUCCCCGAGACGCUCAAGGCCGAGAAGGUAACCAUGGGAGAUUAUGUCCAGAUGUGCCUUGUCUGGUUCUCCGCCAACCUCACAGCCAACAAUGCCAUGAUUGGGAUGCUUGGUCCCAUCGUCUUUGGCCUGGGAUUGACAGACGCCAUGGUGCUUGCCACAUUCGGCGCACUCUUGGGAGGUGCUGCAAGCGGAUACAUUGCAACAUUCGGUCCUGUGAGUGGGAAUCGGACUCUGGUCAUCUGUCGGUAUACUAUGGGAUGGUGGCCAUCCCGCCUCUGCGUUGCCCUCAACAUUGUCAUUAUGCUGGGCUACGGUUUGAUCGACGUUCUCAUUGCUGGGCAGAUCUUGUCGGCUGUGAAUGGUGGAGGUAUGACUGUCAUUGUCGGUGUCAUCAUAUCGUCCGUCAUCUCUCUCUUCAUUGUUCUGUUUGGUAUACGCCUCUUCCACCAAUACGAGCGCUGGGCAUGGGUACCUCAAGCCGCCGUCUUCCUCAUUCUGGUUGGUGUUGCGGGCCCUUACUUUGACCCAAGUUCGGUCUCGACUGGAGGCGGGAGUGUCCGCUCAGCUGACCAGAUGAGCUUCUUCUUUUUGUGCGUUGCGGGUCCCCUCGCAUGGUCCCCCGCCUCUGCAGACUUCUAUGUCUACUUCCCAACAUCAUCGAAACGCUGGAAAGUCCUUAUCGCAACUACCAUCGGCCUAGGGGGCUCAUGCGUCAUCUCCAACCUGAUCGGCAUCGGCCUCGCUUCAGGGAUCCCGCUCAGGCAAGCUUGGGCAGACGCAGUCGAGAUCAGUUCAGGUGCCCUCUUUGUCGAGGCCUUCAGACCUCUUGGGAACUUCGGACACUUCUGCUCCGUUAUCCUGGCAUUAGGUCUCAUCUCUAAUAACGUUCCCGGAACCUAUUCGGCAGCGCUGUCUUUUCAGCUCUUGGGCCGCUGGUUCAACUAUCUCCCGCGCGUCUUCUGGACCACCAUAGCCGUCGUCAUCUACACCGUCUGCGCCUGCGCGGGCCGCAAGCAUCUCUUCACCAUCGUCGAAGGUUUCGUCGUCAUCAUGGGAUAUUGGACUGCGGUGUGGGUGGCCCUGACCAUGGAGGAGGAAUUUAUAUUCCGACGUGGGACCAGAAAGUACGAUUGGACUGACUGGAACGACAAGAACAAGCUCCCCAUCGGAAUCGCUGCCUUGAUCGCUUUCUGUGUUGGCUGGGUUGGGGCCGUCUUGGGGAUGUGGCAGACAUAUUUCACCGGUCCGCUGGCAAGAUUGGUCGGUGACGGUAUCGACCUGGGCAUCCCUGUAGCAGCCUCUUGGGGUGCGCUCGUGUACCCGCCCUUGAGAUAUCUAGAAUUGAAGUACAUUGGCAGAUGA
Cladophialophora bantiana CBS 173.52 is the source of this 1581-nucleotide messenger RNA. RefSeq lists its product as uncharacterized. Gene Ontology annotation, biological process: transmembrane transport. The record is from RefSeq and is a predicted model, not a curated record. Gene Ontology annotation, molecular function: transmembrane transporter activity. Lineage: Eukaryota; Fungi; Ascomycota; Eurotiomycetes; Chaetothyriales; Herpotrichiellaceae. The transcript has 2 exons. The coding region runs from base 1 to 1581 and encodes 526 amino acids. Gene Ontology annotation, cellular component: fungal-type vacuole membrane; plasma membrane.